UUAAAAUUGAAAAUAAAUUCUUUUAAAUACCAAACAAAAAUAGAUUUCAUUUUAAAAUGAUAUCUUAAAAUUUAUGAAAUUCAUUUAUACCAAACAUUAUAUAAAUUAAGUGAAAACUAAAACGCUAACGGAGUUUAAGAAAACAAAACUCGAGAAGGAAAAGGAAAUCACAAAAGUUCGAAAGACGGGCUGAACAAGUCGCCGAUUCCAGCCACUGUCAUCCACCGCAUAUUUUCCUUCACUCUAAAUCCGACCGUCCAGCUGUCAACCUUUUCCAAAAAUGAAAAGCAUUAUCCACGGAUACAAAUAUAUAGGCUGUACCGGUAGCCAGUUUCUCAGUCCCUUCCUUCCAUCCCCCUGGCUUGAUUUCGAAGAAAUCUCUGAUACAAAAAUCUGCUCUCUCCCCCAAAUACUGUAAUCGGAGAACGAGAAAGCAGUCCCUCAAAGCCAGCUCCGUACUCUCUCUUCUUCAACAAUGGCGACUGCUGCCGUCGAGAUGAAGCGACCGGAUUCAUCGAUAGGAGAUCAGGCUUCUUCCGUCAAGGGCGUGUCCAAGCAGGGCGAAGGGCUCAAGCAAUAUUACCAGCAACACAUCCACGAGCUCCAGCUCUUGGUUCGGCAGAAGAGUCACAAUCUCAAUCGUCUCGAAGCGCAACGGAAUGAGCUCAAUUCUAGAGUGAGGAUGCUAAGGGAAGAGCUGCAGCUGCUUCAGGAGCCUGGAUCUUACGUCGGGGAAGUUGUCAAAGUGAUGGGCAAAAAUAAGGUCUUAGUAAAGGUCCAUCCAGAGGGGAAAUACGUUGUGGAUAUUGACAAAAGUAUUGACAUCACGAAGAUCACGCCUUCGACAAGGGUGGCUCUUCGUAAUGACAGCUAUGUUCUUCACCUUGUGUUGCCCAGCAAGGUGGAUCCUUUGGUCAAUCUUAUGAAAGUUGAAAAGGUUCCAGAUUCUACCUAUGAUAUGAUUGGUGGGCUUGAUCAACAGAUUAAAGAGAUGAAGGAGGUCAUUGAACUUCCAAUUAAGCAUCCUGAAUUGUUCGAGAGCCUUGGAAUUGCUCAACCAAAGGGUGUCCUUCUGUAUGGUCCACCUGGAACUGGGAAAACUCUGUUGGCUAGAGCUGUUGCCCAUCACACUGACUGCACUUUCAUCAGGGUCUCUGGUUCUGAAUUAGUUCAGAAAUACAUUGGUGAAGGCUCCAGAAUGGUUCGAGAACUUUUCGUCAUGGCAAGAGAGCAUGCACCUUCCAUCAUCUUCAUGGACGAAAUUGAUAGUAUUGGGUCUGCUCGAAUGGAAUCAGGAAGUGGCAAUGGUGAUAGUGAGGUGCAGAGAACUAUGCUUGAGCUACUCAAUCAGCUCGAUGGAUUUGAAGCAUCUAACAAGAUCAAGGUCCUGAUGGCCACUAAUCGUAUCGAUAUCCUUGAUCAAGCUCUACUCAGGCCUGGACGAAUCGACAGGAAGAUCGAGUUCCCCAAUCCUAACGAAGACUCUCGCUGGGAUAUCUUGAAAAUCCAUUCAAGGAGAAUGAACUUGAUGCGUGGGAUUGACCUGAAAAAGAUAGCAGAAAAGAUGAACGGGGCAUCCGGUGCAGAGCUCAAGGCGGUGUGCACAGAGGCAGGAAUGUUUGCACUUAGGGAGAGGAGGGUGCACGUAACACAGGAAGAUUUCGAGAUGGCGGUGGCCAAGGUCAUGAAGAAGGAGACGGAGAAGAACAUGUCGUUGAGGAAGCUGUGGAAGUAAUUUGACUAUACAAGGGACGUCGAGUUGCAUAUGUUCGAUUUCUUUUGAACUAAGCUUGUCAAACUGAACUGAAACAGUGAACAAAUGAGCCUAUCUGCUCUCUCCCUAGUGGUCACUGCUUGUAUUUUCGAUCCACAAUGCAGGAAUGGUGCUAGAAAUAGAAUGGGCAGCCCCUUGCCCUUGUUGCUACUUGGAAUCACAUGCCCUUCUCUAUUGUAAAACAAAAUGAAAACGUGUUGGUUCCAAGUGUAUGAGCUACCUCUAUACAGUUGAAGUGUCCCUUUGUCCUUUCAAAUGCAUUCCCUUUAAUUACUGUUGUUUUCAGCUUCUAUAUCAACUAGGUUGUAUGUGCCACGCUUUGCUGUGGCAAUUGGGUAUG
Molecule: messenger RNA, 2114 nt
Organism: Linum tenue
Lineage: Eukaryota; Viridiplantae; Streptophyta; Magnoliopsida; Malpighiales; Linaceae
Source: the annotation of a GenBank genome assembly